CCGCAAACGCACCCAAACUUGGGCGACAGCUGAGCUAGCUGGAUAGCGGUAACCGUCGUUCGUUGUUCACAUCAUGGAUGAGUUUCAGACUGGAGAAGAGGUUAGCUAGAUGUUUAAAAUGGCUAACUAAUAUAUCUAGCUAAUUAAUGUAACAUUUGUUUAAAUGUAAUGCUAUUUGAAGACGCAUUCUAGCUAUGUUUGCUAGGCAGCUAGCGCCUGUUGUUCCCCAGCUACUAUAACUGUUCUGCAUCCCUUUGUCUUUUUAUCCUGCCAGACUGCCUUUGUCGUUGACGAAGUGAGCACUAUCAUCAAAGAGGUACUUUUAGCUAAGUGAAAAGUUAGCUAAUGGUUGCAUUGGUAGGAGACAUUCAUGUUCAGCAAAGUAGCCUAGCUAUUUUCUACCUUGCGACAACUCUCAUCUCCUGCUGCCCGUUGCUAAGGACAUCAUGCAGGGACUAAAUUGGUUGCUAGCCAGUGACCAAUAUGAGAAUGACACUAAUGUGGUCUGUGACACUGCCGUUUAUUCAUUGGUAUUUUCUCUGGAUAGUCAGUAAUUUCAGAAACUAAGCCUGUUCCUCUUUUUUUUAUGUCUUUACUGUCUUUUCAGUCAGUAGAAGGAGCCAUAGGAGGAAAUGCCUACCAACAUAGCAGAGUGAACCAAUGGACCACCAAUAUAGUGGAGCAGUCCCUGAGUCAACUAAGCAAGCUGGGCAAGCCUUUCAAGUACAUUGGUAUGUAGCCCUGAAUGCAAUGAAAGGAAAAGUGUUUGGCUGGGCUAUAUCAAGCCACAUCAGUUGUGGGGGGAGGCACAUAUAAUAAUAAUAUGCCAUUUAGCAGACGCUUUUAUCCAAAGCUACUUACAGUCAUGCGUGCAUACAUUUUUUUGUGUAUGGGUGGUCCCGGGGAUCGAACCCACUACCUUGGCGUUACAAGCGCUGUGCUCUACCAGCUGAGCUACAGAGGACCACAAUUGAAUUGUUACUUUAUUUCCUUCACUAAAAUAUACCAUCACCACUUUCAUUGAUGGAUCAUCCUAUACAAUGAUCAUACUUACAAAUCCAGCUCAAUGUGGAAUGUGUAUUAUUGCUGAAAGGGUCGUUUCACAGUUGUUUCUCUUUCUCCACAGUGACCUGUGUUAUCAUGCAGAAGAACGGGGCAGGUCUACAGACAGCCAGCUCGUGCUUCUGGGAUAACACCACUGAUGGUGAGAAUCUCUCUCACAGACACACAAUCUCUACAACCAGAUUAUAUGAGAUAGUCUAGAUGGAGAUUCUGUCAUUGAUCCCGCCUAACCUUCUCUUCCAGGAAGCUGUACAGUGAGGUGGGAGAAUAAAUCCAUGUACUGCAUCGUCAGUGUCUUCGGCCUGGCCAUCUGAAACUACUGCCUGCACUCAAUUACACUACAUUAAUGAAAGUUCGUGUUUUUCCAUUCCGUCCAAACUGAUUGUUGGCAUAAAGUCCACCAUACCAAAGUAUUUCUACUGCUUCUAAAGACUGUUUUGUGCAUCUUGUUUAUGUUUUACGAGGACCAAUUUGUCAUGUGUUAUGAUUUGUUAGUGAU
Molecule: messenger RNA, 1561 nt
Organism: Coregonus sp. 'balchen'
Lineage: Eukaryota; Metazoa; Chordata; Actinopteri; Salmoniformes; Salmonidae
Source: the annotation of a GenBank genome assembly